This is a messenger RNA of Sorex araneus (European shrew), 4034 nucleotides long. It is a transcript of the gene RAP1GDS1, whose product is annotated as Rap1 GTPase-GDP dissociation stimulator 1. The record is from RefSeq and is a predicted model, not a curated record. The transcript has 15 exons. Gene Ontology annotation, molecular function: guanyl-nucleotide exchange factor activity; protein binding. Gene Ontology annotation, cellular component: cytosol. NCBI's taxonomy places the organism in Eukaryota, Metazoa, Chordata, Mammalia, Eulipotyphla, Soricidae. Gene Ontology annotation, biological process: positive regulation of GTPase activity. The coding region runs from base 689 to 2512 and encodes 607 amino acids.
UCGGCACAGGGCAGGGACUCAAGGCUCGUCCCCCGGGCUGGAAGCUGAGGAGCAGUCCCUCCCGAGUUUCCAGGAGCCGUCGCAGGCGAGCUCAGUGGUCCAAACUUCCGGGACCCGGGUGCACCGGCACGCUCCGCCCAUAAGCCCGGCGGGGCUCCCCGCCCCCGGCCGCCGCAAACCGCCCUCAAAGCGCGGCGCCCGGGCCAGCCGCGCCCAUCCCGGGCCGGCCCUCUGCGGGCCGAGUGACCCACGACUGCCCCGAGCGCCCCAGCGCCCUGCCACGCGCCGCCCCUCACGCGCCUCGGCACUGUGGACUGGGACUACGCAUGCGCGCGGCGGAGGCGGGCGCUCGGCGGUGACGCAGGCCGGACGCACCUCAGCCCCGCCGGCGCUUCCGCCGCCGCCCGCGCCGCACCGCCCGGGAGUCGCCCCGCCGCCAGUCGCGCGCCCCGCCCCGCGCCGCCCCGCGCCGCCCCGCCCCGCGCCGCCUGUCAGCCGUGGUGGCGCCGCCCGCAGCAGCCGCAGCCCCAGCAGUGCAGCCGACGCCCGCAGCAUCCCCGUACCGUCGCCCCCGCCCCGCGGGACCCCAACUGGCUGUGGAAGAGUCGCGGCUGGAGGGAGACGGCCGAGCAGCCCGCGCCGGGGAACUGCGUGUCGCGCUGCGGGGUCCUCGGCGUCUGCAGGGAACAUGGAAAAUCUCAGUGAUAUAUUGAAGAAGCUGAAGAUAACUGCUGUUGACAGAACUGAGGAUAGCUUAGAAGGAUGCUUGGAUUGUCUGCUUCAAGCCCUGGCCCAAAGUAAUAUGGAAACAAGUGAAAAAAUUCAAGGAAGUGGAAUACUUCAGCUAUUUGCAAGUCUGUUGAUUCCACAGUCUUCCUGCACUGUCAAAGUAGCUAACAUCAUAGCAGAAAUAGCAAAAAAUGAAUUUAUGCGAAUUCCCUGUGUGGAUGCUGGAUUGAUUUCACCCCUGGUACAGCUGCUGAAUAGCAAAGACCAGGAAGUGCUGCUUCAAACUGGCAGGGCUCUAGGAAACAUAUGUUAUGAUAGCCAUGAGGGCAGAAGUGCAGUUGACCAAGCAGGUGGUGCACAGAUUGUAAUUGACCAUUUAAGGUCACUGUGCAGUAGAACAGAUCCCGCCAAUGAGAAGCUCUUGACUGUCUUUUGUGGCAUGCUGAUGAACUAUAGCAAUGAGAAUGAUUCCCUUCAAGCUCAGCUUAUCAAUAUGGGCGUUAUUCCUACCUUAGUGAAAUUACUGGGCAUCCACUGUCAAAAUGCAUCUCUUACAGAAAUGUGUCUUGUUGCAUUUGGCAAUUUAGCAGAACUUGAGUCAAGUAAAGAACAGUUUGCCAGUACAAAUAUUGCAGAAGAGCUGGUAAAACUUUUCAAGAAACAAAUAGAACAUGAUAAGAGAGAAAUGAUUUUUGAAGUCCUUGCUCCAUUGGCAGAAAACGAUGCUAUUAAACUACAGUUGGUUGAAGCUGGUCUGGUAGAAUGUCUGCUAGAUAUUGUUCAACAGAAAGUAGACAGUGACAAAGAAGACGAUAUUGCUGAGCUGAAAACUGCUUCAGAUCUGAUGGUUUUAUUACUUCUUGGAGAUGAAUCCAUGCAGAAGUUAUUUGAAGGAGGAAAAGGAAAUGUAUUUCAAAAGGUCCUGUCCUGGAUUCCAUCAAAUAACCACCAGCUACAGCUAGCUGGAGCAUUGGCAAUUGCAAAUUUUGCCAGAAAUGAUGGAAAUUGUAUCCAUAUGGUAGACAAUGGAAUUGUGGAAAAGCUUAUGGAUUUACUGAACAGACAUGUAGAAGAUGGAAACGUAACAGUGCAGCACGCAGCCCUGAGUGCCCUCAGAAAUCUGGCCAUCCCAGUUGUAAAUAAAGCAAAAAUGUUAUCAGUUGGAGUCACAGAGGCAGUUUUAAAAUUCCUUAAAUCUGAAAUGCCACCAGUUCAGUUCAAACUUCUGGGAACAUUAAGAAUGUUAAUAGAUGCGCAAGCAGAAGCUGCCGAACAACUGGGGAAAAAUGUUAAAUUAGUGGAGCGUUUGGUGGAAUGGUGUGAAGCUAAAGAUCAUGCUGGUGUGAUGGGAGAGUCAAAUAGACUACUCUCUGCCCUCAUACGACAUAGUAAAUCAAAAGAUGUAAUUAAAACCAUUGUACAAAGUGGUGGUAUUAAGCAUCUGGUUACCAUGGCAACUAGUGAACAUGUAAUAAUGCAGAAUGAAGCCCUUGUUGCUUUGGCACUAAUAGCAGCUUUAGAAUUGGGCACUGCUGAGAAAGAUCUAGAGAGUACUAAACUUGUACAUAUUUUACAUAAACUGCUAGCAGAUGGUGGCAGUGCUCCUGAAAUCAAAUAUAAUUCCAUGGUCCUAAUCUGUGCUCUCCUGGGAUCUGAAUCUCUACACAAGGAAGUACAGGAUUUGGCCUUUCUAGAUGUUGUUUCUAAACUUCGCAGCCAUGAGAACAAAAGUGUGGCCCAACAGGCCUCUCUCACAGAGCAGAGACUUUCUGUGGAAAGCUGAGAAUUGCCAUUCUCUGAUACAUAGCAUCCUCCCUUCUCUGAUUUCCCCGUUGUUCUCCAUCCAGCUGCCUCUUCUGCUUCAUUCUCUGCCAUAUCACUUGCGCAUGUGUGUAGUGUUCCUAUACAGUUACAAAACUGCCAUCAGUACCUGCUCAAUAAGAUUUAUAAACCCGUAGCUAGUGUGAACAUGAAUUUGUCAGAAACAAGUUUUCACACCUUACUGUUCUAUUGUAUUCCUGUUGCCUGAGCUCUGUUGAGUAGAAUGUGCAUGUUGUAGUCCUAUGAUGAUGUAAACUUGGUACUACAUAAUGACUUACUCCUCACACUUGGUAAACUGCAUAGUAAUGUUCUGGUAAAUUAGAAGCAAGCAAGAAUGCAGCAGGAUCUAUCUAGUAUUUUAAGAUGGAUAUGAAUAGUAAAAAUAGUUUAAUUUUAUUGGUGCUUGGGAAGCACAUUGACCAAAAACUGUAUGACUGCUUAUUCAUUUAGUCUUACCUACUAAUGUCAAACUCAUGGUACCUAGAGUUAAAUAAAAACACACUGCUUUCACAAUUUAUACUGUUUCUUUUUCUUCUCAACAAUGUAGACUCGUGGCAAGACCUUUUGAGGUUUAUUGUAUGUCAUAUUUAACUGUCACUAUUUUCCUGAUGUUGAAAACAUGCUGUAGUUUUUCAUCAUGCCACAGAAGAAUUGCUGUUACACUUAUUUCCUCUUAUUCCUCUUAUUUUUUGCCUGUGUCUUGGGUUUUUAUAUGUAAUUUCUCUUAGCAGAUCUUCCAUCAAUUAAUCAGAUGGUUAACAUUUAGCAUGUGUUUUUAGCUGGAGAAAUUGGGCAUAGCUCAUUGGAAAUUGGAAUUUCCCCCUUCUCUGUUUAGCUUGAAAAUGAAGAGUAUCUGUCUUAGUCCUUUAAAAUCAUAUAUUAGCACUAGUAGGACAUAACAGAAAUCUGAAGAAAGGAAGGAAACAGGUUAUAAAAGCCUUAGCAAGCAGAAGACGGUCUUACAAAUAGCCAUUAAAAGUUUCUUACUUCCCUUUUAUAUAGAGAUCUGCAAUAUAUCUUGAAGGCAUUCACAAAAGUGACAGCACCAAGACUUGAGGUUACCCCCUUCACAAAAUACAGUAUAUUCUUCACUACCACCUCCAGUACCAAACAGGUUUCUAGGGUGUUAUAAACAAUCUUUGAAAAUUAACCAAAACAUCCUUCUGACUCAUUCACCUUCUGUGUCCAUGCUUGACUAAUAUGGGUGAAAAGGUGAGCUUCAGCAUGACAUGUCAUAUCUCAGUGGCAUACAUCUGAGUUGGACUUUUAAUUCUGUAACAACUGUAAGACAAUGGAACCUUUUAACUGUUUCACUUAAUGUUGAAGAAAGUUACUAUUAUUGUGUUAUUAUACCUUAUUUACUAUAAGAGUGAUGUUCGUUUUUUUGUGGUGGAGAGUAGAUUAUAUUUUAUUACAGGUUUUGAAGGACAUCUGGAUAAUACGUUGUCCAGGUUUAAUAAAUAAAGUAGACUACUAUAGCAUCA